AUGCACCUUUCUGUCACUCCGAGCGACACCUUCAACUUCGACGAGACCGCCUUGUUCCUCUCGAUCCUGCCGCGUAAGACAUAUGGCACCACCCGCACGGCCGGCCGGAAGAUUGCCAAGGAGCGGUUGACGGUGGGCUUCCUCGUCAACGCCGACGGAUCCCGUGUCUUCAAGCCGUUGGUGAUUUUGAAGGCGAGGAGGCCCCACGACUUUCGGCCCGACUACAAUCCCGAGGAGAAGUGUUUCUGGAGCAAUAACGCCAAAGGCUGGAUGACAAAGGCGUUGUUCACGCACUACAUCGAGCAGCUUGACGCCACCAUGUACGCCGACGGAAGGAAGAUCGUGGUGCUGCUCGACAACGCUAGCAGCCACACGCUCACGACGGAAAGUGUUACCAUUGAAGACAUGUUCGGCUUCCGCAUGUGCGCGCUCGGGAAUGUACGCCUCGUGUAUCUACCCCCGAACACGACUUGCUUCACUCAGCCUCUUGACCAGGGGCUCAUCUCAAUGGCGAAAGCUCGGUACCGUGCGCACUGGCUCCGCGCCUUUACCGACAUGUGGUGCGCCGACGGCGCAACUACCGCGACUGCGCGUUUCAGGCCGAAUCUGCGGCUUGUGCUGGAUUGGCUCCAUGACGCUGGGAUGAACGUGGGCCCGCGCGCCAUCCAGCGCUGCUGGUGGCGCACCGGAUGUCUUCCCCACGUGUGGGCCAUGUCUCUCCCACACGUGGGGGUCGGGAACGGCAACAACGGAACCAACGGCGGCGCGGGCGGCGGCGGUGCGAAUGUGGCAGACAUCGGCCUCGAUGCAGAGGUUGACGGUGUCGGCCUCCUCAUUGGCCAGCUGCGCCUCGGGCCGAGCGCGAUGGCCGCCGCCGAUUUCGUGAACGUCGACGCCAACCAGCCCACCUGCGCCGAACCGGGGGAGGACCCGCUUGCAAUGGAGCCCGCGUCCGCGGCGACGCCCGCAAUGUGGGAGGCGCAUGCGAACAUGCAGGCUGUCUACGACGAUAGCAACCCUGCGUCGCGCGAAGCGCGCCGCACCGCUCGUGCUUCGUGCGAGAUGCUGAUUGGUUACGCGCGGGCGACGUGCAUUUCCCCGCGGGACCUUUGCGCCUUGUUCGACAUCCGGAACCCCAUCAUCGUGGCGCAGAUGGAACGCGCGAGCCCGCCUCUCGAUCUCAACCACGCCCCACCCCCGGAUGUGACUCACGUCGACACCCCGCCGCCUGAGACCCCUCGUCGCCACGGUCGGGUGCUUCCUGCGUGGGCGCAUGUGCCCACCCCAGACUAG
Molecule: messenger RNA, 1293 nt
Organism: Closterium sp. NIES-65
Lineage: Eukaryota; Viridiplantae; Streptophyta; Zygnematophyceae; Desmidiales; Closteriaceae
Source: the annotation of a GenBank genome assembly